Messenger RNA from Medioppia subpectinata, 1616 nucleotides. The record is from the annotation of a GenBank genome assembly. Lineage: Eukaryota; Metazoa; Arthropoda; Arachnida; Sarcoptiformes; Oppiidae.
UAAUUAAUUAAAAGUGUAUUAAACGGCUUAGGGUCGAGUUGGAGAGUGGGUGCCUUUCUACUGGUGAACGCGGCGUUAGGCGCCGGUGUCCUCAACUAUCCGGUCGCUUACGACAGAUUGGGAGGUCUGACAGCCGCUACUUUAGUUCAAUUGGUUAUAAUCGCAAUGUUAGCGUCAACAAUGUUAAUACUAAUAUACUGUUCGGAUAUCAAUAAUGACAGCACAUAUCACGACGUCUUGUUGUCGAUGUGCGGCAAAAGAGCCCAACAAUUAGCCGCAGCCUCUAUAAUGUGCACUUGUUUUGGCAUUAAUGUUACGUUUCUUAUAAUAAUAGGCGAUCAAUACGAUAGAAUGUUCGCAACUUAUGUCGGCUCACAGUUCUGUCACACAUGGUAUCUGAACAGAAACUUUACAAUCUCUGUGACGGCCAUUGUCUGCAUUUGGACCAUGUGUUACUUCAAAAGACUCGACUUCUUGAGAUAUGCCAGCACUCUCGGAGUAUUCGCAAUGCUUUACGUCGUCUUCUUAAAUAUAUACGAAUACCUAAUACUAGAGACAACUCCCGGACCCAUCAAAACCAGCCCAACCAGUAUUGUGAGUCUAUUCGCAGCGCUUCCAGUAGUCUGUUUCGCAUAUCAGACCCACGAAAUAGUGGUCCCGAUCUACGCGUGUAUGGCUGACAGGAAAUUAAAGUCUUUCUCAAAAGCGACGGCUUUGGCUCUCGUUCUCCUAUUCGUAUUGUACUGUCUUUCGGGAACUUUCGGUUAUUUAACUUUUGGCGCUUAUGUAUCACCGGAUAUAAUGCAAAUGUUUGACGCGAGGGAUCCGGUAGUGGCCGCAGGAAUCUUUGCGUUAAUAAUCAAAAUGAUCACAACAUAUGCGCCUCUUAUGUUCUGUGGCAGAGGAGCUCUCGACGGACUAUACGCUGAAAUCACAAAACUCUCGACAGAGGACUUUAUUGGCGGCGAAUUGAAGCGUCGGAUAAUCAUAACGAGUAUCUGGAAUACAGUGGUACUCAUCUUAUCAAUAGUCACGCCAAACAUAACCAUCGCUAUCGAACUCUUGGGAAUCUUUGCGUUAAUAAUCAAAAUGAUUACAACAUAUGCGCCUCUUAUGUUCUGUGGCAGAGGAGCUCUCGACGGACUAUACGCUGAAAUCACAAAACUAUCGACAGAGGACUUUAUUGGCGGCGAAUUGAAGCGCCGGAUAAUCAUAACGAGUAUCUGGAAUACAGUGGUACUCAUCUUAUCAAUAGUCACGCCAAACAUAACCAUCGCUAUCGAACUCUUGGGUUCAUUGGCGGCGUGUAAUGUAUUUGUAUUCCCGGGCCUAUGUAUGGUAGCUCUGGCCAAACGGAUGGCACACUUCGGCGAUCACGUCCUCUUCAGUAAAGGGCUUUAUAUCUACGGAUUUCUGGUCAUAAUUACCGGCGCUUUCAUAUUUGUCAUUGUCUUCAUUCAAGUUAUCAAUGAUUUGCUUUACUCUGAAGGAGAGACUCUUCUCUGCAAAUAACAUACCAUUCAUUGCUUUUCAGACACUUUUUGCGAAGAAAUUCACAACUCUUUUAAUAUAAUGUCAUUUUAAUGUCUGUUUUAUCAUAUCUUUUAAAAGUCGAU